Molecule: messenger RNA, 1696 nt
Organism: Danio rerio (zebrafish)
Lineage: Eukaryota; Metazoa; Chordata; Actinopteri; Cypriniformes; Danionidae
Source: RefSeq, a predicted model, not a curated record
UCCAGCAGAUUAUGAAGCAGCAGUCCUCAGCAUCAUCUCCGGCAGACUCAUCUGGAUGUAUACAUGGCAUCAACGUGGCGCCCGAUGUCUCUCGCCUUAUUUUCUUUUGUUUUCCUGCAGAUAUCCUCGUCUUACGAGCAACUAUCCGCAUUUGUGGAAGGAAGCUCAGAUGAUGCACCGUCGAGAGACAUCAGCAUUCAAGAUGGAGGAUCGGGCAGCUCUAGUUCUCUGUCCGCAGCUGAAGCUCCACUCCGUCGGGCUCUGCAGCCGUACGGAUGGCAGCUAGACGUUCCUCCUCGCAGAAAGCUGCUUCAGUCUCCAGGAUUGUUGCUUUAUUCUCCUCUUAGUGUGACGUACAACGGCAAGACCUGCAUCCUCUUCAGGGCCAGGAAGCUGGCCAUCAGGUACAGAAACCACAGUCUGGUGGAUCUCACAGAGAAAACCUUCAGCCCAGACGCACCGCUCGACACCAAAGGAUCCUUCUGCAGUAAAGAUAAAGCCAUACUCAAUCUCCGCUUCGGUGAUGUGGAAGAUCUUCGAGGACUCUCCAUCAGGCUACAGAUGUCAAACACGUUUUAUGAGUCGGCAGGACAGAACUGGUUCACGCUCGAUAACGUGCACAUCCAUUACAACUGGACGUACGAGGCCACGUUUAAUGCCACAGAUGUGUACGCGCCAUCCACCAACUCAUACCACUGCCAGCACGUCAGCAGCCUGCAGAAAUACGACACGCUGCUGGUGCCCAGUGCCAACACUGACCACGCAGCAAACUGGCACAUCACGUUCACAGACUUCCAGAUCCAGGCCUUCAAUGUUCAGUCUAGUAAGUUCGCUCCAGCAAGCGACUGCGCCACUUUCUUCACUCCAGCCAUCCUGAUGGGUCUGAUCACGUCUCUGAUCCUGCUGCUGGUUCUGGCCUACGCCCUGCACAUGGUAGUGCAUCUGAAGCACAUCGACCGCUAUGAAGAGCACAAGACCACGGUUUAUUUCCCACGCAGCACAGAAGCCGAGUGCACAGAGAAGAACAACCUCUAGGGGGCGCCGCGCUGGACUCAAUGAUCCAGACUGACUCCUGUCCGCACCGCCGCCUGGGACUGACUGCACCACGCCAGUGAUGUCAUUGUGGUGGGACAGUGCAAGUCCGAAUCCGGCUCCUUCGGGACAUCCGAGGAUUUGGAGAUUUUUCUCACCAAAAACGAAAAUCUAGGAAUUUAAAUGUUUUCAGCGUCGGGUUUGGCGAGAGGUUUUCUGGAGGAUUGUGGGAAUGCAAUCGCAACUGAAAGUAAUGAUGCAUUGGAUUUACUACAUUUUUUUAAAAGGUUAAAUUGUUAAUAUUUUUUAUUCGUAUUCAAAUAUUUCCCAAACGAUGUUUAACAGAUUCAGGAAUUUUUCACAGUAUUUCCUAUAAUAUUUUUUCUUCUGAAGAAAGUCUUAUUUGUUUUAUUUCGGCUAGAAUAAAAGCAGUUUUUCAUUUUUUUAGGCCAUCAAUAUUUCUAUCCCACUUAAGCAAUAUUUGUUUUUUCCAACCCGGGCUCAUUGUGGAAACGUAGCCCCGCGGACGUUUCUGCGGACCGCGAUUUACGUCCCGGGAGGUACGUAUUCGAGCGUUUUUUUGUUUUCGUGGAUCCGCGAGAGGCCGCUGUGCGCGCUUUUUCGCGUCUCGGGCGCCGUUCUCGCGCGAAAAGCCGCCGGAUCG